Molecule: messenger RNA, 261 nt
Organism: Penicillium hordei
Lineage: Eukaryota; Fungi; Ascomycota; Eurotiomycetes; Eurotiales; Aspergillaceae
Exons: 1
Coding region: 1-261 (86 amino acids)
Source: RefSeq, a predicted model, not a curated record
AUGGGCAUCCCUCGCAGCAUCCUCGUCAUCGAAGCCGGUGAACUAGGCACAUAUAUUCUAAGAGCCCCAGCCCACCAUCCUCACAGGUACGAUACAACCAUCUCAACCCUACUUCGGGAGAGCUCUCAUAAUGCCAAAGAGCCGAGCAAAGCGGAUCGCAUCGAGAGCUUCCGCAAACUAGGAAUUACCUUUACUCCUAGCGACCUCACCCUCGACUCCAAAGGCAAACUCACCUCAAUCUUGAUUUGCGAAAGAAUAUAA